AUGUCCGCUUGUGCCGACAAAAAGCACAGCGAUACCGAAAAUCCGCUAUAUUAUUCAGGGGAUAAUGGGAAUGUGGAGCAGCCGCUACGUGCUCACUUCAAAAAUAAUGGGGAUAGGGCUGUCGGUGUCCCCACGCCGGAAGAACCACUAGCAGCGUACAGGGUGAGUGACUAUGGCGCUGGGCCGCGGGCGGAGGGGAGGCUUGGGUUCGCGUGCGACCUUGCCUUUUGGCUAUCCUUCGAGGCCGUACUCGGAGAAAAUCCUAGGUUGAACUAUCGAUGGAGAGCCGCGACGCGCCACAAGGUCUGUCGCCACACGUUGCAUCUAUGGACCACGUCACCUCACUGCGCCCGGUUCCCCCUCGAGAAGGAAGCAGCGCAUUGCUGUACACUGGAGUUCUGUUGUUGA
This is a messenger RNA of Puccinia triticina, 408 nucleotides long. RefSeq lists its product as uncharacterized. The record is from RefSeq and is a predicted model, not a curated record. Bases 1 to 408 code for a protein of 135 amino acids. NCBI's taxonomy places the organism in Eukaryota, Fungi, Basidiomycota, Pucciniomycetes, Pucciniales, Pucciniaceae. The transcript is spliced from 4 exons.